Molecule: messenger RNA, 750 nt
Organism: Desarmillaria tabescens
Lineage: Eukaryota; Fungi; Basidiomycota; Agaricomycetes; Agaricales; Physalacriaceae
Exons: 1
Coding region: 1-750 (249 amino acids)
Source: RefSeq, a predicted model, not a curated record
AUGCCUGGUUUGUUUGGUGAUACUUCUGCAUACUAUGGGACUGUCGAACAACAAGGCCAGUUAACAUUGCAUCUUCAUAUGAUUAUAUGGAUUCGGAAAUGCCUUAGUCCUCAAGAAAUACGCGAUCACCUCUUGUCUGAUGACUCUGAGUUUCAGAUACGUCUCAUACAGUAUCUGGAGAGUGUACACAAGGGAGACUACUUCACUGGUGCACAGGACAUGGUCUUGAUCAUGAGACACAAACAAAGUCUUCAACCUGGAUAUUAUGAUUUCACUGAAGUCCUACCCAAUACCCCACCAUCCCAUUGCGACCAGCCCAGUGGGUGUGCCGAUUGCAAGGCCGGAAACACCAGUGAGUCCUGGUGGGGAUAUUUCAGGCAUAUGGUGGAUAUGAUCAUCAAUAAAUGCAAUAUACACAGUUGUCAUUCCAACACUUGGGCUGAUGGUACGCUGAAACAAAAUGCUAAUGUGAAAGGCUGCUUGGACAACAAAUGGAAGAAGUGCAAGGCCUGCUUUCCAAGAAAGAUUGUAAAAGAGACCACAGUUGAUAAAGAGACCAGUCAUAUAAAUAUAAUUAAAAAAGAGGCCUGGAUCAACACCUUUACACCACUCAUUUCUUACAUCUUCUGCUGCAACACAGACGUUACUUCCCUUCAUUCAGGUACCGCCAUUAAAGCUGUUUUGGUAUAUGUGACCGACUACAUUAUCAAGCCCGGCUUGAAAAUGCAUGCCAUAUUUGAAUGCAUUUGA